Molecule: messenger RNA, 1557 nt
Organism: Lodderomyces theae
Lineage: Eukaryota; Fungi; Ascomycota; Pichiomycetes; Serinales; Debaryomycetaceae
Exons: 1
Coding region: 1-1557 (518 amino acids)
Biological process (GO): regulation of DNA-templated transcription
Cellular component (GO): nucleus
Molecular function (GO): transcription cis-regulatory region binding; DNA-binding transcription factor activity
Source: RefSeq, a predicted model, not a curated record
AUGGAAGCUCAACAAGAUACCCCUAAACCUCACUCUUUGCGAAUAUCGAAACCAAAGAAAAGAACAAAGAAUCACGAUCAAGGUCGUCAAAGCCAUCGUAGGUUAGCGACCUCGAAUGUAGCUAAAAUUUCAUCCAAUAAGGAGUCCUCCAGAACGAAGAAAAGGCGAGUUGAUAGCUCCUCAUACAGCCAUGACAGUGUAACGCAUGAAUCAAUGAUCGAUUUGCCAAACAGGACGAACUUCGGCAGUCCGACGGCUAACCAGUUAGAACGAGCCGAGGAUAUUGCAAUGCUUCAGAAUGGAGCACGAGUCAAAGUUUUGAGUAGUGAAGGAGGCGAUCUGGACCAACGUGAUAUUCAGAAUGAUUUCUCCAGCAGUACUCUGGAAAAGUUGAGCAAAAGACAACAAGAGAGGUUGCUCACAGCUGCUAAUGCAAUGGUGGAGGAGGAGGAAAUGGUGCCAACAUAUGUCGGAAAUGAAAAACUCCUCCCUGAGGGUAUUGCCAAUGAGAAAACGUCUGUUACCAAUGUACAUGAAAACCUUGCUCGUUCUCCAUCUAUAGGGGUGCCUCUGAAUGGGAAUUCAGGUCAUGUUGGGCUGCCAGAACUUCCCAAGCACAGCUAUGAUGGCAUUCUGGAUAUUGAUGACUUGAUUUUGAAAACAUCACAAACAGCAAACAAAUGGUUUGAAGAGAAGAUUCCCAAAGAGAAAAGAGGAAAGCCUCGUCCCUUCGUAGCAGAUGAAGAUGCGAUUAUUGACUACUACUUGGCUGGUUUUUGCCAUUUCAAAAAAUGGGAUAGAAAUGACUUGUGCAAUCGAAUAUGGACAACUGACCGCACCAAGGAUAAAUUUUGGAAAAAAGUAUGCAAGGCAAUUCCGUAUAGGACAAAGUCUAGUAUUUAUAAACACAUCAGAAGACGGUAUCACAUCUUUGAUGUCAGAGCCAAGUGGAGUCCAGAAGAUGAUGAAAAGUUGAGAAAUUUGUCUGUUGCGCAUGAGGGUCAGUGGAAGACUAUUGGUGAGAUAUUGGGAAGAAUGCCUGAAGACUGUCGAGAUAGAUGGAGAAACUAUAUCAAAUGUGGGCCGGGACGAACAUUGCAAAAAUGGACACUGGAGGAGGAAAAUAAAUUGAUAAUUAUUGUCAAUGAAAUGUUGCAUAGUAUAAGGUCACAGGGGAAGGGGAGCGAGGAGAAACCUGAAUCUAAAAUCAAUUGGACUGUUGUAAGUGAACGUAUGGAUGGGAAGCGCUCGAGAAUCCAAUGCCGCUACAAGUGGAAUCUGUUGAAUGCAAAGAAGAACAUGAUUGAGGCGCCAAAGAUGAGUAUUGCAACGAAACUUUGGCUAUUGCAAAAAGUUUUAAAAAAGUAUCCUAACUCAUUAGAGAGUAUCAAAUGGCACAAGGUGAUGAAGAGUUAUGAGAAGAGUAAACCGGAUUAUGCAAGUUGGACAAGGAAUGAAUUUGAGGAUUACCUAAGUAGCCUUACCCAACAGCAGUCUGGGAAUUUUAAUUUUCGGGAUCUUUUAUUGAAUGAAAUUAACGUUUUGAAAUCGCGGUAA